AUGGGAGGAAAAACUAGUACACUUAGAGAGAGAGAGAACCACAGGCUUCGUCAACAAAGAGACAAACUGACAAGGCUAGUCAAGCAAUUGAACGACAGGCUGAACCAUGUAGAGGCGAUACUCGUCCAAAGAACUAGGACGAAUACAGAACCGUCCAAGGCGCAUUCAGGAGAAAAGACCGAGGAAACCGAAAAAAAACAGCCAGAUCAACUCAAGCGAACCAAAAAACGGACGCAGAAAGACAACACCCCUGAACAAGGGAAAAAAGAAAGCAACAAGAGCGAAAAUAAGACUACCGAAAAAAUCCCUGAAGAAGGGAAUGAAAAAAAGAAGAGCAAAAAAGAAGAGCAAAAGAGAGAGCUCCCAAGAGACAAGCCGAGCAAACCGAGUCCGACUCGGAAGACGGAAGAAGACGGAUUUAAAAAAGUUGAGCCUAAACGCAACCGCCGCACCAGACGACGCCUGGAGAAGAAAAAAACUCAGGUAGAGAAAAACAAAACAGAGAACGAGGCACAAUCAGACAUGGACACAAUGACAGAGGAAGCGGCAGCCAUUAAAGAAAUGGUACCAACCCCCGAAAACGAAAAUAGAAUCCAAGACCAAGCGGUAGUAUGGCCAACCGUAGGAACGACAGUGAGGCAAACCACUGAAGAAGUGGCACCAACCUCUAAACCAAAAGAAGUGGUAUCAACCACAGAGCCAGGAAAACCAGCUCAAAUAGUCAUGCAUGACUCAGAGGUGGAACGAAGUGUCAAAGGAGCUGGAAAAGAGGCGAAUCCAGUAUAA
Messenger RNA from Leptinotarsa decemlineata (Colorado potato beetle), 786 nucleotides. Its product is annotated as cilia- and flagella-associated protein 251-like. Lineage: Eukaryota; Metazoa; Arthropoda; Insecta; Coleoptera; Chrysomelidae. The record is from RefSeq and is a predicted model, not a curated record.